Exophiala viscosa is the source of this 4057-nucleotide messenger RNA. RefSeq lists its product as uncharacterized. The transcript is spliced from 4 exons. The record is from RefSeq and is a predicted model, not a curated record. Gene Ontology annotation, biological process: protein localization to plasma membrane. NCBI's taxonomy places the organism in Eukaryota, Fungi, Ascomycota, Eurotiomycetes, Chaetothyriales, Herpotrichiellaceae. Bases 369 to 3821 code for a protein of 1150 amino acids. Gene Ontology annotation, cellular component: plasma membrane.
GUUCGGCUCCUUUACCUCCGACUGCAGCUUUUGUUAGUUGGUACAUUUCGUAGGUCAUCAAUCAGCCAAACACAAAUUCACUCGACCCAACUUGGCCCUACGGCCUCCUGCAUUUCUCCAGCGUCAUCCUGCAGCGAACUUGCAAUUCCAGAAAGAUCGUCAUUGUGUACGAAAGAAUCACAGCUGUUCAUCCUUUGGUCUUCACCGGAGGACAAUCUCAACUCAAUCGUGUUCCAUCUGCGCCCUCAUUAAAUUUCCGGGACGCGUCAAUCCGAUCAAAUCUACAACAAUGUUGCGACAAAGAAGAUCAUAGCAAUUCGGCCCGUCCAUGACGGCGCAUUCCACCAAAGCCCUACACAUUCGUCGCCAUGAGCUCCCUUCUCCAUCCUCUUCAUAGUGUGAAGCAGAAGUGUCGCCCAAAGCAUCAAGUGUUGGUGCUGAAAUGUUAUCCUCAAUACCAGAAGACUGUCCAGGAAGUCAAGCCGAACUCGUCCGAACUCAGCUAUCUCCUAUACUAUGCCAGUACGCGACGCAGCAAGCUGCAGAAGGUUGGCGCAUUCCUGGAAAAGAAGUGUGCGCACGAUGUCUGGCGAGGACGACUUGGAAAUGUACAAGUCACUCUCCAGAUCCUCACAGCGGUGAUUGAAAAGGCUCCCCGCGACCUAUCCCUCUAUUCACAUUCCGUCCUGACAAUCCUCGGCACCGUGCUGCGCUCGAAAGAUAUUAAUAUGGUUGAGGAGACACUUCCUACAUUCGAGGCUUAUUGUAAGCAUGUGGACUCUGCGCACCUGACAGCAGACCAAGAACGCGUGAAGCAGUACCUAUCGCUGGUGCAAGUGUACGCCGGGUUUGCGGCGAAACAACAACCGACCGAUCGAAGGAACGGCGACUCUAUACCACUCUCGCUAAGAUGGCGCACCGUCGGCUUACGUGCCAUAAAAGCAGUCGUCUCUUCCGACGCCCUAGGUACAGACUCGAAUCAACAACUGAACCUUGUCAUGCCUGUGAUACUUGAGAACAUGUCCCUUGAGGAGGAAGACAUUUUAGUCCAUCUGCAGGAAAGAGCUAAGACCAUCGAUAGGCUGGACGGCGAUCUUGCAAGAAAGAGGCGGACGAGUCUGACUACCAUAACAACUGUGGACACGGUCGACGGCGAUCCGGCCACAGCUGUCGAGACUACGGCGGGAGCUGACAAGGUUGCUGAAGAGGAAGUCCGGGCAUUGGCACUACGCUGUCUGAAGCAGAUCUUCUCGGUGGGCAUUGGCAGCACAAGAGGCCAAACGAGAUUGGCGACAGCAUUGACACUCAAAUUCAUCGCCUCGAACAGCCCGCCGCAUACCACGCCCGAGAGUGCCGACCAAGGCAACUGGGCAACCUCAUUAUUCGAAGCCAUUGCGCGGUGGACGCCCGUACAGGAUCGAUUCAUCAUCUUGGUCACGGCGAUGGAGACCCUAGUCCGCAGCCCGAUUGUUGAAGGUGUCCUGGAGAAGCAACUCGUCCUUGCGACACUGAUUGACUGGCUCUUGAGCUCGUCUGUGAAUCUUAUCGGGUUAAGUGUUAUGGAUGUACUACUUGGGUUCAUUCAGCAUAUGUUACUAUUGCUCCAACUCGGGGGGCCGAACCCGCGCAUCCGAGCGCCAAUCCAAAAUGACACACUGGGAAUAUAUCGUGAAGCAAAAGAGGCCUUCGAUCCGAGCACGGUCUUAACGGGAUCUGACCUCAAGCGAACUCCAUCCAAGAUCGUUGCGGCAGCCUCUCCAACUCGACAAGAACUAUUGCUGAGGUUGAAGGAAUGUAUCGCCUCACUUUCUAAUCAUAUUUACUACACUGAUCAAAUCAGCGACAUGCUUACAGCAAUUCUGGCGCGUCUGAAGCCAUCUACUCAAUCCGAGGUCCCAUCCUCAGCAGCUGCGAUCAAUGAUCCAGCAGCGGCAACGAGAGCGAUUGCCGAGUCAGCGAGCAUUCAAGAGGAUCCCAACACAUCCGCGUUCUUUUCGUUCAAUACAGCCAGGAUCACGGCAGUCCAAGUCAUCAAGGAUAUUUUGGUUCGCGCCAAUAGCAAACGGAACGCCACAGGUGGCCCGCUUGAAGCACGUGCUCGGGUCGGGGUUCAGGUGUGGGAAGGCACCCAAUGGCUUCUCAAGGAUGAAGAAAGAGAAGUGCGGUACGCCUACAUCGACGCUCUUUUGACUUGGCUGAGGCUUGAGACCAAUAAAUCCGACACGCUGCUGCCUAGGGAUGGUUCUCGGAAACAUGCGCAAAGUAAGAAGAACCUUCAGCAGGAGGCAGCUGAGGUCAAUUUGGCUAAGCGGGCUGUCUCAAGUGCGUCACGGAAGGAAUCAAAGCCUGCCAGGUCGAGCUUUCUUGCCUUAUUGCAUCUGGCAAUUUACGACGGCAUUCUGGACGAUGCUGAGAGUGAAGCUAAUAUCCUCCUGCUAUAUCUUCUGCUGACCAAGCUUGUCGAGCGCUUGGGAGUGAAUGCUGUCCGAAGCGGACUCCCCAUGAUAUUGAGGUUGCAGGAGACUGCUCUCAAUGUCGGCCACGAAAUUACCACCGAGAUCGCCCGCAGAAAACGAUUUGAAAUCUGGAAUCAUGGGGUAAAAUUUCCGGCCGCAUCUAUGAAUGAGAUCCGAAACAGACCAGCUGUGAGCGAGAAGCAAGCUGUGCAUGUCGACGAAGCUGUCCAGACCAUCAAGCCGUUCCUAUCCGUGUCAGACUUGGUAGAUGAGGUUGCCACAGCCUACAAUGAAGCUCUUGCCACUCCUCCGACAUCCGCACCUUCGUCACCCGGUCGGGUCUUCUCUGUGCCUACACUAGGAUUUGGCUACGGGUACGGUGCAGCUCCAACUUCGAAACCAUCACGCGAGGAUCAGCUCCCCACAAAGGUCAAGGAAGAGAUGGCUGCGGGAUGGAGCAGAGAAGCUUGCAUUGCAGCGAUUGAGAAGGAGAGCGCGGCUUCAGUGACUGGAUCAAGAACGGGCGCCUCUUCACUUCCUCCCAGACACUACUUGAACUCUAAUGGUGUUCGCGGACCUGGAUCUGCGAGUGGCCAAGAAUCGCCCGUCAACGCUAAUGGCAGUACGACUCCAGUACAGGGUCUUGGUAAUGGAUUGGGCACUCUCACCAAAGCCAGGAGGCCAAGCGCCAAUGGGUCACCAGCCCGAGGUCCUACUUCAUCUAGUCGAGACUCUACGAUGAGGGUGACGGAUCUCAAAAGAGCGCUCACCGGUGUUGCCAGUGGCAGACGGCGCAGCCCGUUGAGACAACCAAUGACAGCAUCCAGAAGAAGUACAAGGAGCAGUAUGACCAGCAGCAUGGUUAGUUGGGACGAAGCAGAUGACCGUAAUGCAUCGUUCCUUGACGUACGAGCAUCAGGUGUUGCAGCCGACUCAGCAGAACAGUUCACGGACGGCAAAACACCACAGCAGUCACUUAGUCCGUCAAACAACACCGCAGCCGAGACAAGCCGGAGUAUCUAUGAUGCGGUGACAGUGCCUUCAGUCACGGUGGAUCCAAGUCAGAAUGCGGACAUCCCUCCUGUGCCGAAAAUACCUUCCACACUCAAUUUUCCAGGAUCAUGGCCGCGGGAUGCAUCACCCGCUCGGUUUGACCAAGCCUCGCCGCCAAAGACCGCCUCUCCUCCGGAAGGAAUCGAAGCUAGUCCACAAUCGCGGCGAGUCACAAGUGGUGCAUUUUCCACGUCAUCGAAGGCCACACGACCUACCAGCCGACGCGGUAUUGGGGAGAUACCGGCCGGGAAAGGAGUCGUUCAAGGGGACAGAGAGAACCGAGCUAGUCGCUUGAUUAGACCACCUUACUGAUAAUGUAUUUGGCGAGGGACGGGCAUGUACGCGACAUGAGAUUAAUUGAUCCAUAUGUAAUUGACGAGUGUACAAUAAUGAGGUGAAGGUGAUGAUGUUGUACAUGAGUUGGGGUUGUAUAGUAUCUGGUCCUGAGUUGUAGAAAAGGUGUACAAGUACAAAGUUGUAUCAGAACGCUGGCUGUUCAAGUCAUUGUGAUGGCCUUUGGCAGGUACAGUGGAAGACCGUCGAUAACA